GGCGCUAGCGAGCAAAACCCAGUCAAUGUCAAAAAGGUGUCAUCAUCUUUAUUGGGGGAAAAAGUUCUGGAUGGUCGCUCGUAUAGUUCGUCGAGGACUCUGCAAAGCGCCAGAAGAGAAGACAUGUUUUACGAGAGCUCCGCAUGGAAGAAACACAAAAGUUGUGGAACUUCAUCACUCCUACCCAUGACUCCCAAGAAACCUCCUCAGUGGCUGCAAGUGGUCGGACAUGCAGGCAGCUUUCACGUUGGGGAUUAUGGGACACUGCUGAAGAGAUUUUGUGAGGGGGAGCAGCAAUGCUACCUCAGGCUGAUGGAGGAUGUGUUGAGGCCCUAUGUUCCAGCCUAUCACGGUGUGGUGCAGCGGGACGAGCAGAAUUAUAACAUAAUGGAUAACUUGCUGACCCAUUUCAACAGACCGGCCAUCAUGGACUGCAAGAUGGGGAGCCGCACAUACCUCGAGGGGGAGCUGCUGGUGGCCAGAGAACGGCCCCAGCCCCGUAAAGACAUGUAUGACAAGAUGGUGGCCGUGGACCCAGAAGCCCCGACGAUGCAGGAGCGAUCCCAGCAUGCAGUGCUGAAAACCAGGUACAUGCAGUGGAGGGAAACGCUGAGCUCCACAACAUCUCUGGGUUUCCGUAUCGAAGGAUUCAGGAAGUCAAACGAAGAGUGUCACACAAACUUCAAAAGGACCAAAAGCAGAGAGCAAGUGAUUGAAGCACUGGACAACUUUGUUGAUUCCAAUACUCAAAUUGUGUGGGGAUAUCUCAGACGGUUGAAACAACUGCGGCAGGUCCUGGAGGCGUCAGACUUCUUCAGGACACACGAGGUUGUGGGCAGCUCCUUACUGUUUCUGCAUGACUGGACAGGUAGAACAGGAGUCUGGAUGAUUGACUUUGGAAAGACGGCGGUAUUACCGGCACACCUCACCUUGAACCACCGCACUCCCUGGGAGGACGGCAAUCGAGAAGACGGCUACCUGUGGGGUCUGGACAACCUCAUUGAUAUGCUGGCCGACAUGCUGCCCCUGACCUGAGCGCACGUCUGAACGAGUGGAAAUUCACUCCUAACCCUUCCGUCACCACUCGUGAGCGAGUGACUGCAGAUGCAGUGGCUUCUGAAAAGUUUGUGUUGUCAGAAUUGGGAGAAUUAACUCGGUACAUAAUGAGGGUGUAAAAAAGGAAGAUGUGAUUGACUCCAAACAGAUUUUCUUUUAGCAAAUUACAAUAAUAUUGGUCAAGAGAUCAUCCGUGAUUAAUGUAAAUCCCCACCUGAGCCCUGUGAAGAUUGACCACUGAAUAGACCUACACUCACCUGUGCUGCCACUCCUCGCUUCGGCAGGAGACGCCGACCCAGCUGUCUCAAGAUUAUCCUUAUUUUAGCGAAAACAUAGCACAAGCAAUUAUACGCCAAAGACGACUUGGCUGUUUGGGAAGAUCUGCAGUUUAAAUGUCACACUGUGUCAUUAAAAUGGUGCUAAAAUGUUA
Molecule: messenger RNA, 1486 nt
Organism: Gasterosteus aculeatus aculeatus (three-spined stickleback)
Lineage: Eukaryota; Metazoa; Chordata; Actinopteri; Perciformes; Gasterosteidae
Gene: itpkca
Product: inositol-trisphosphate 3-kinase Ca
Biological process (GO): inositol phosphate biosynthetic process; phosphatidylinositol phosphate biosynthetic process
Cellular component (GO): cytoplasm; nucleus
Molecular function (GO): inositol hexakisphosphate kinase activity
Source: RefSeq, a predicted model, not a curated record